CUCGCCAACCGGCAGUUCCCCCCUCUGCAAGCUGCGACAGCCCGCCUACCGUACGGCCGGAUAAACCGAGGCACUGGGUUUCGGUCUCGCUGACUCGUCAAGCCGCCGAGCCGAGCCAGCGGCGACCAUUUCGCCUCCUGCUCCCGCUCCUCCUCUUCCUCUCCCCACUUGCUCCACGGACCACGGACCUCCCAGCUCCCUCGCCUCCACCUGUCCGCCCGCCUUCUCGCCGGAGCAAGUCGGGCCGGGAGCGUCUGCGCGCCCUCACCGCCGGAUCCCACCUCUGCCCUCCCCAGCUCGUCGCCGCCGGACACCCCCAAGCUCGCCACUCCCGGAAUGAGAAUCCAACAGUUAGGCAAUCAUGUGGAUCCUGGCACCCCUACCGGGAGAAAAUCACCAGAGAUUAGUACAACCAGUCCACUCGUGAACGGAGAAAAGAGUAAACUCUGGGAUCAGAUUGGAGGACAAGGUGCACUUGCAAGUCCCAUGAGGAGAGAGAUUGGGAACAGAUCUUUGAUGAGGUCCUUCUCUGUUGAUGACGUUGACUUGGAAGAUGUUGAGGCCUCAAAAGAUAGAGAUAGGCCGUCACACUUCCUCAGGCUCCCAAACAUUCAGAAUCAAUCUCUUCUGUCUGGUCUUGCUUACUGUAUAGCAUCCUGCAGCAUGAUUUUAGUUAACAAGUUUGUUUUGUCUGGCUAUGGUUUUAAUGCUGGAAUAUUUCUGAUGCUUUACCAGAACAUUGUAUCGGUGACCAUAGUUUCCACACUGUCCCUCUCCGGUGUUAUCUCAACUGAACCACUAACAUGGAAGUUAAUCAAAGUUUGGUUGCCUGUGAACAUCAUAUUUGUCGGAAUGCUAAUUACAAGCAUGUUUAGUUUGAAGUACAUCAAUGUUGCGAUGUUGACUAUAUUGAAGAAUGUCGCCAAUGUUCUUACGGCUUCUGGGGAAACCUACUUCUUUAAGAAGCAGCAUGAUAGACAAGUUUGGAUUUCUCUAAUGUUGAUGAUAAUCUCAGCCAUUGCAGGAGGAGUAACAGAUCUGUCAUUUCAUGCAGUCGGCUAUACAUGGCAGAUCUUAAACUGUUUUUUAACAGCAUCAUAUUCGCUUACAUUGAGGCAUGUAAUGGACAGUGCGAAGGAAUCCACCAGGUCCGGGAAUUUGAACGAGCUUUCAAUGGUUUUACUGAAUAAUGUUCUUUCACUACCAUUGGGAGUUAUCCUCGUGCUUGGUUUCAAUGAAGUGGAGUACCUGUUGGAAACGCCUCUCCUGAGGAUGCCCACGUUUUGGCUAGUCAUCACCGCUAGUGGAGUUUUGGGGCUUGCUAUCAGCUUCACUUCUAUGUGGUUUCUUCGCCAGACAAGCGCUACAACAUAUAGCCUUGUGGGCUCCCUCAACAAGAUCCCUCUAUCCAUUGCUGGAAUCCUUCUCUUUAAAGUCCGCACGAGCAUGGAGAACUCCAUAAGCAUCAUGUUUGGGCUAUUAGCAGGAGUAUUUUUUGCCAGGGCGAAGUUGCGCGAAAACUCCCAGUCAUAGCUGUUGCUUGCAGAUCCUACAGAGGGCAAGGCAAAGCAGGCUGCUCCCUCAAAUCAGACCUCUGGGAAACUUGUGCAGGUGUGAGGUUGUUUCCCAGUUGGCCUGGUGCUUCGUUUUGUUUUUUAUCUCGAAGCCGUCCUGGGGUUGUGGGUGGGUGGUGGCAUAUAUACGUCCUCUGUAAGACACAUGGUUAGAUACUGCUGAAAUCCCAGGCAGUUGGGGGUAUAGAAGAUGAUUGGGUAAAUACAUACAGGUAGUAAUUCAUUCUUGGGUUGGAGGUUCUCCUCUGAAACCAACUCAGCUGGGCAGAUCAGAUCGAUGCUGUAUAUUCUCUUCUCUUAUCCUGGAGACACGGUCUCUGUUCUACCGGCUACUCUGAAAAACUUGGCCAUGGGAUGGAUGGAUAUUCGUCCGAGAAAGGUCUUUCUGGGAGGGUUUCUCUCUACUGCAUUUUCCAUUGCUGGUCAAGCGCAUUCACCUCACUCAAGCAACACGCGUGUUGUGCCCUAGUUUGCCAUC
Aegilops tauschii subsp. strangulata is the source of this 2052-nucleotide messenger RNA. Its product is annotated as GDP-mannose transporter GONST1. The record is from RefSeq and is a predicted model, not a curated record. NCBI's taxonomy places the organism in Eukaryota, Viridiplantae, Streptophyta, Magnoliopsida, Poales, Poaceae.